Messenger RNA from Neoarthrinium moseri, 1056 nucleotides. RefSeq lists its product as uncharacterized. The record is from RefSeq and is a predicted model, not a curated record. Gene Ontology annotation, cellular component: U4/U6 x U5 tri-snRNP complex; U5 snRNP; U2-type post-spliceosomal complex. Bases 1 to 1056 code for a protein of 351 amino acids. NCBI's taxonomy places the organism in Eukaryota, Fungi, Ascomycota, Sordariomycetes, Amphisphaeriales, Apiosporaceae. The transcript has a single exon. Gene Ontology annotation, biological process: generation of catalytic spliceosome for second transesterification step; RNA splicing.
AUGGAUUUCGCAUCCCUCAUGUCCAAGGAGAUCGCGAAAGCGAAAAAGCCAGAAGCCGAGGCCGCCGCCUCUGGCAAAUACAUCAAGCGCUCCGACGCCGAGGCCGCGCGGCAGAAGGCAUACCUAGCGGAACAGAAGGAGCUGGAAGAGAAGCGCGCCGCCCGGGCUGCCGAAAAGCGCAAGCGCGAGGAGGACGCCGCUGAGGAGGCCCGCGUGCGCGAUGAGAAGCGCCGCCGACUCGAGGAGGACACGCGGAGGCGGCGCGAGGAACAGGAGCGGGAAGAGGAGCGCAAGCGCAGGAAACGUCUGGGCCUGCCGGAGCUCAAGGAGCAAGAAGACGGCGCGGACGCGGAUGCGGACGGCCAGGACGGCGGCGAGGACAUCCCCGAUGACGACCUCGUGGCCAAGUUGCGGGAUCUGGGGCACCCCGCGACGCUCUUCGGGGAAUCUCACAAGGGUCGGCUGAGACGAUACAGGAAGCUGACGACAGUGGUGACCAAGGGCCCCAUACCGACGACGCUGCAGCUGGUGGACGAGAAGGACAUGAAGGUCGACGGGGCCAUGCCCAAGGACAAGGAGGCGCGGAGGUACCUGUUCCGGCAGCUGGCGUCGUACUUCACCAUGGUGCUGCGCGAGUGGGAGCGGGCGCUGGCGCAGGAGGAGCGGCGCGACACGUUCGAGAGCAAGGCGGCCGUCAACGCCAUGGUGCAGAGCCGCGAGAACAUGACGCCGCUGUUCCGGCGGCUCGAGAAGGACGAGCUGGACGACGACAUCCUGCAGCCCGUCAUCGAGAUCGUCAAGGCCGCCCAGGAGCGCCGCUACGUCGACGCCAACGACGGCUACCUGCGCCUGAGCAUCGGCAAGGCCGCCUGGCCCAUUGGUGUCACCAUGGUGGGUAUCCACGAGCGGAGUGCCCGCGAGAAGCUGCACAACGGCGAGAGGGGCCACGUCAUGGGAGACGAGGUCACGAGGAAAUACCUACAGAGCAUCAAACGCUGCCUCACGUUUGCGCAGGUGAGGUGGCCGCCGGAGGAUGUUAGACAGUUGAUGGGCUAG